AUACCCUGUUUAAUCUUUAGUGUUUAGGACUUGGCAGUGUCUCCCCCCCUUCUUCGUCUUCCUCCUCCUCGUCACGUUCAGUAGGGUGUGAAGAUCACAAACCGCCAACAUGUCUGAGGGAAAGAAAAUGACGUCCAGCCGCAGGCAUCAUCUGAAGAGUUUGAUGCUUCAGAUCGCCGCCAACUGGAUCGAGCAGGAGAAGAAGGACAUCACGGCGGCGAAGGAGGCCUACAUGGCCGAGAACUGCCCCACCCCCGACCUCGGCGGAGACCUGGCCGCCCUCCAGGAGAUCUGCAAGAAGCUCGCGACAGCCAUCGACCAGGUGGACGACGCGAGGUACGACGCCGAGGCCAAAGUGCAGAAGUCCGACAAAGAGAUUGAGGAUCUGAAGCUGAAGGUGGUCGAUCUGGCCGGUGUGAAGAAACCUGCCCUGAAGAAAGUGCGUAUGUCCGCCGACGCCAUGCUGCAGGCCCUGCUGGGAGGCAAACACAAGGUGACCAUGGACCUGAGAGCCAACCUGAAGCAGGUCAAGAAGGAGGUCAAAGAGGAGGGGGCGGAGGCGGGCGACUGGCGUAAGAACAUCGAGGAUAAGGCAGACAGGAAGAAGAUGUUCGAGACUUCCUAAAACCUUCCUGGAGUGGCGAGGAACGACAGCGGGGGGAGUCCGAGUGCCGAGGUCUGAGUGACUGAGUGUUGUUCCAGCGGGACGCACAGCGGGCGAGAGUUUAGACACUUUUAUUUUGUUGUUUUUUGGUUGUUUUUGGGAUACCGUCUCGCCGCCGUGAGAGACUGAACUGAAACAAAGUAACGCCAUCAUCAUGUACGCAGAUAAAACGGGAAACGUUAAAAAUGUACGUAAGGUUUCCAUGGAGUCAGUAGAAAUAAAUGUUUUGGAAUAAGGA
This is a messenger RNA of Dicentrarchus labrax (European seabass), 902 nucleotides long. RefSeq names its product troponin I, fast skeletal muscle-like. Gene Ontology annotation, cellular component: troponin complex. The transcript is spliced from 7 exons. The record is from RefSeq and is a predicted model, not a curated record. Gene Ontology annotation, biological process: muscle contraction. Lineage: Eukaryota; Metazoa; Chordata; Actinopteri; Moronidae. The coding region runs from base 110 to 625 and encodes 171 amino acids.